AAAGAUAACAAGGCUUGCGAUAACAAGCCUCAAGAUAUCGUUAGAGUUGAAGACGCACAAGUAACUAAUCAUGGCAGAGGCCCCACGAAACGUGUUUACUUUAAUAAAAUUUUAAUGACGUAGCUCGUUUUGUAGUGACAAUAUUAAACACAAAACGUUGUAUUAAUAGCAGGAUAAUGUAAUCAAUAUUAUUAUUAUCGUAUUGUAUAUAAGGCAAGUGUGCAGGUGGCAGCCCUAGGACCACAUUUAAUGGUUUGCGAGCCGAUGCCGUUCGAUUUCGUCGACAUAUUGUUAUCGUUACCGCCAUCACCAUGAUUAAAUGGUUUGUACAGGUGUAACGUUGUGUGCCAGUUACGUGCUGAUAAAUGUUCCUCUCAACAAAAUGCUGUGACAGUGAUUUUGUUAUCCGUGAAGUGUUUCUGUGAUAUUUGUGAGUGUAGUGCUAUUUCUCAAAAUGGAUCGAUUUAGGCAAAAAUCUAAAAAAGAAAAACCAAUGAAGUACGUCGACAAGGACCAGGCUCCGUUAUUUAUAACGGAUGUCAAGGCGAUUAAAGAGAAUCUUAAAAUCAAGGAGAUCUUACGAACCGUUAAAAUGAACAGUAGUAUGCGUAUAAAGGCACCCAAAGGGAGUAAAGUUAUGCAAAAUAAAGAUUUUAACGAUAAUGAAGACAUAUUUGGCGUGGAUCAAACUAGUGACGACCAAACCAAUGAAAACCAAAAUACACUAGACCCUCCGAGUGCAACGAAUCCCGACGUUGUUGUCGUCAGUAAUAGCAAUGAAGAAAGAGACGAAGCCAAAUCCGAGGAACCCAACGAUAAACCUAGUGAGUCGGAAGAAGAAAUACUCGAAGACUGUAUUGAAAAUGAAAGUUCGUCUGACACUAAAAUGCACGAAUCCAUCAGUGUACCCGAGGGGUUGCAAGAUUUUGUGUUAAUUAGUGAAGAAAAUAAACAAGACGUUGUGGUUAUACCAGACGUCAAAAUCGAAUCACCGUCCCCGAGCGAGAUUUUGCAUGUAAAGGCUCGCGACAGAAAACUAUCUCUGGAUCAGACUAUGCUUUCUAGACGUGGAGGUUUGUCACAGUCUGAAUUGGAUCUGAAUUCAAUUGGGAAAUCUCCGCUCGAGAGGAAAUCAUCCUUUUUUAGGAAAAAAAUGGAUAGUUUUUUGAAAAAUACGACAGAAAUAUUCAAACGACAAUCAGUAGGCAGGAGCCAGUCCAUACAGUCGAGAUGUUCCAUGUCGGUGUCUCUGCAGUCCUUGAACGAGAAUACCGCGUGUAAUGGCCACUAUGGGGAACCACUACACAAUCAUGAAGAAGAACUACAAAGGAGUACGACAAGUUUGCAGUCGUCGCCGACGGUAGCUCGAAGCGCCUCCAGUUUGUCUAUAUCUCAGAGUGAACAAACGUUGCCCGAUCAACAAAGUGAAGGCGACAGUAUUUCUGGUAGUCGACCCAUACUGAUCGGCAGUCAGCCCUUGGGAGACACAUCACCUAGUAUCAACAGUCUUAAUGAGCCGUAUAUCCCAGAGUCUAUGCUCAAUCGAGCUAUAUCCAUGAGUUCCGGUUUGGAUUCUGCAAGUGGCCAAAAUCGUCGAAAAUCAAGAUCUAACAGGGUCACGUGGCUGGCGAGUGAAGGGCUGACCAACUACUUGCGGCGAGUCAUACAAGACGAGAAGAGCAGGGAGAUAAACUUAUACCACUCGUACCAAGACUUCUCUGCCAUACCUGAAAACAAUGUGGAGCCGAAGACAGACUCUAAAGGCCGACGGCUGUCGUACCAGCGCGCCGUGUCUGGCGAAGACCCGCGCUACCUCGAGUCUAACAUCAGAAGAAAGCAACUUAUCCCCGAGAACUCUGAGCUUAAUCUGGAGCUGUCAGAUCUACUGGCCGAGUAUUCAAGAAAUGGUGUGCCAGACCUAAAGGGGUUCUGCAUCGCAAACAUCCCGGAUGAAGCCUUCGAGUACCUGCAAUGGGCUGAGAAGCCACAGAACUUGGAGGAGUUCAUCGAUUGGAAGAAAUUGCCGCAAGCGGAGGAGGCGCGGCAAGCAGUAAUUAGGGAGCUGAUCUGCACAGAAGCCGAUUACAUCCGCCACUUACUGUCCAUAGUGCAGGUGUUCAUAGCCGCUGCCCAUGGACUUCAAGAUGCGGGGAAACUGCUGGACAUAGACACGGAAAAACUUUUUACCAACAUUCCCGAUGUGCUGAAUGCGAGCCUUUACUUCUGGGAGACCACGAUCUACCCUAUGAUCGCUGAUGCCCAUGAGAAAAAAGCUCCAUUCAACACAGAGAUCAUGGCGCCAGGGUUCAUGCAUUUCCGUGACAUGUUUCAACCAUAUGAAAAAUACGUAAAUGAACAAACAAAGGCCUUGGAUUAUCUACGGUCCUUGUCCAACAACACAGACUUCAUGUGUUACCUCACAUGGUGUUACCGACAGAAAGCCUGUAAUAGGCUCCAGCUGGCUGACAUCAUGGUGAAGCCGAUGCAGCGCCUGACGAAGUACAGCCUGCUCCUUCGUCGGUUGAUUGCGCACACUGACAUUGAGCCUGAACGCACUUCUUUACAAGCCAUGGAAACGUGCGCAAAGAAUUACGUCCAGGAUCUAAACCGAUCGAUUCGCCAACGAGAAGAAUUGGAAAAAAUUGACAAAUUAGCUAAUUCUAUCGAAGCUUAUGAACUCGAUUUUAAAGAUGAAGAAUUAGACAAGUUCUUUCAUCUAUAUUCACAAUUAAAUCUUAAAGCACCAAUGGUAAACUGCUCGCCCCAUCACAGCAGGACGUUAAUACACCAAGGGGACUUACGCUAUAAAGACAACGUUAAGGAGAUGGAAGUUCGUGUCUUCUUACUCACGGACAUGCUGCUCAUUUGCAAGAAACAAUCAAAGGGCAGCUUGUAUCCGUACAAACUAGUCAGACCAAAGUUCUUUAUCGAAAGACUUUUUACAUACCCAAAAAUAAGUCAACGCAAUCCCAAAGAGAUUGCGAACUUAGUGUUCGUAGCAGUCGAUGAAGUUGGGUCAUCACUCGUAGCAUUCAGUCUAUCUGAAUCGUCAAAGGAUCCCAGCGCACAAGGAACACUAAAGAUUUGGGAACACAAAAUCCGCGAAGCCAGGUUAACAUACGACCUAGCGGUGUGGUUCACAAGGAACCCAUCGCGAGACCUGACUGAAAUGGAUGUUGAUUCGUCUUCUGAAUAUGGCCUUAGCAUACCGAGCGCGUCUAGGCCAGGCGCUAAACAAAGCUCGGAUGAACUUAACAUUGAUAGAGAAGCCCGUGAAAGAGUCGCCGCGAUGCUCCACCGAAGCCUGGGGGUGUCGACUGAGUGCGACAACUUUUCGCAGGCCUCAAUGAACACUGAUUCAUUUGAGGGAGAGUUGUCGACCAGUCACGGCGGACGAUAUUCACAUGGCCUGCGUUACCCCAUGAAAAGGAACUCCACGGGAGGUAGCUCCCGAAAUUCGAGGCUGUCUAGUUUUCAGCAGUCGACCAGCGCUGCAUCCCACGACGAGCCUCAGCCCGGCCCUAGCAGAUACAAUUACAAGGCGGGCACCUCGGUAGAACACGUUAUACCACCACAAAACCCCGACGACGGGGUGACAUCAAUAACGGUUAACGUUGUCAGCGAAAGCGAGUCAGAAACUAUAAUCCACUCGCAACCGCCACCACCGCUGGUCGUACUGCAACACUCAUCACCACACAAGACGCCGAUACCAUCGCGUAGCUCGAGCACCAGCAGGAAUACACUGCGCGUUCAGCCGCAGAACGUGGUGAUGGCGCUGGUCCACAGCUUGCCGGACCUGACGUUCGAUACCUCGCCGCCACGUCCGCAGCAAAGCCCCAGUCCUCAGUCAGCGUCUGAAAAGCUUUACCAGUCGCACCAAGAGCUCUUGCAGCGAAACCGAUUGUCAGCUCAGCAACAACAGCAUUACCUAAGUCCUGACCACCGCGGCACCAGCUACCCGCCGCCCAGUCCGACGAGAGCUUCACUCAAGCGCGGACUGGCGUUCUCGUAUUCAUUCAAGAACCCACCAUUAUCAAAAAUGGGGCACGUGAAUAGUCAGUCCCAACACGCUGAUGCCGGACCUUCCACAAGUCAAGGAUCAAAGGGAGAAAAAGGACCAUCCCCUGGUGGCCCGAGUACGGAAAAAACGGACAAAAAGUCCAAAAACGUAAGCAGCAGGCAUAAGGGCGGAUCUGUGAGCCCGGGAUCACGAAAGGAGGACAAGGGAGGCUGACAUCGACGAUGGCGCAGGGUGCGCGACUGAGUACAGCUUAGAAAACUACGCUUCGGGUGGCUUUACAAAUGGUGCUCGUAGUUUUCUUAAUAGUCACCGUAUCACAAUAACAUGCCAAGUGCUACACUGCGCCGCUGACAAUGAACUGACCAUAUAUGUACCUAUGCCAAUACUAAAUGCAUCGUGUAUAAUACAGGUUAAUACCUACCUAAGGUAAAUGCACCCAUUAUGGACACAAUCAAUUAUAUGGACAAUUUGUUACACUAACAACUUCUUAGUAAAAAUAGUAUCAUUUAUGUAAAUAUAAAUAACAUUUAGAUAUUAAUGGUUGAAUAUUUUAAAAGAUACAAUUAAAGUGAUUGAAAAAUUAUAUAAUAUCAACAGGAAAUCACGGAGAAUCGAUGGUCAGACUAGUAAAAAGAACGAGGUUUUGUUAAGAAACAAAUAAGUUCCUAGAUCAUUUUCUUAAAAAAAACCUUGAUUGUAACCGAUAAAUUAAUCUUGACCUUUUAUAGCACAAAAAUCUGGAAGAAGAAAAGUUUUAUAAUUAUGAUUAGCGACCCGCCCCGGCUUCGCACGGGUGCAAUAAUAUAAUAUUUCUCCACUAUUAUAUGGAUGAUAUUAUACUUUUAAGUA
Messenger RNA from Spodoptera exigua (beet armyworm), 4870 nucleotides. The record is from the annotation of a GenBank genome assembly. NCBI's taxonomy places the organism in Eukaryota, Metazoa, Arthropoda, Insecta, Lepidoptera, Noctuidae.